Messenger RNA from Candida tropicalis MYA-3404, 1014 nucleotides. RefSeq lists its product as uncharacterized. The transcript has a single exon. NCBI's taxonomy places the organism in Eukaryota, Fungi, Ascomycota, Pichiomycetes, Serinales, Debaryomycetaceae. Bases 1 to 1014 code for a protein of 337 amino acids. The record is from RefSeq and is a predicted model, not a curated record.
AUGGAAGAUUCAGCACUGGAAGAUUCAGCACUGGAAGAUUCAGCACCAGUGGAUUCUAAAUCAGAUGAUUGUGCAGUUGAACUUUCAACAGUAGAAGAUGCAACAGAAGAAGAUUCAGCAACAGUGGAUUCUAAAUCAGAUGAUUGUGCAGUUGAACUUUCAACAGUAGAAGAUGCAACAGAAGAAGGUUCAGCACUGGAAGAUUCAGCAGAAGAAGAUUCAGCAGUGGAGGAUUCAGCAGUGGAGGAUUCUACAUCAGAUGAUUGUGCAGUUGAACUUUCAACAGUAGAAGAAGCAACAGAAGAAGGUUCAGCACUGGAAGAUUCAGCAGUGGAGGAUUCAGCAGUGGAGGAUUCUAAAUCAGAUGAUUGUGCAGUUGAACUUUCAACAGUAGAAGAUGCAACAGAAGAAGAUUCAGCACUGGAAGAUUCAACACUGGAAGAUUCAGCAACGGUGGAUUCUAAAUCAGAUGAUUGUGCAGUUGAACUUUCAACAGUAGAAGAUGCAACAGAAGAAGAUUCAGCAGAAGAAGAUUCAGCAGUGGAGGAUUCAGCAGUGGAGGAUUCUAAAUCAGAUGAUUGUGCAGUGGAGGAUUCAAUAGCAGAAGAUUCAACACUUGAAGAUUCAACACUGGAGGAUUCAGCACUGUAUGACUCAAUACUGGAUGAUUUACCUGCUGAUGAAGGAACAGCUUCACUUGAGACUGGGGAACUUGAAGAUUCAAUGAAUGAUGAAGAAUCAUUUUCACUAGAAGAUUCAACAACUAACGAAGAAAUAAUAUUGCUUGAGGAUUCAACAGCAGAUGAUGGGACACUAGAUACAAUCUCAUCACUAGACGAUACAACAACUGAAAUACUAGAGUCAUACACAGAUGAUCGAGUAGUUGAAAAAUCAGAAGAUGAAGACACAACAUCAAAUGUACUAGAAGCAUCAACAAUUGCGGACGACUCGGUGAUUAAACUGGAAGAAACAUACUCAAACGACGAAAAGUUUUCAAUCGAACUAUUUGAAUAA